AUGGUGGUGAUUCCAGGUAAAAGAGAUUCAUCCAUAGUCAGUAUAAUGGAAAAUUCUAAGACCUGUGACUCUUUUCAACAUGAACUUCAGGAUUACAUCAGAAAGCAGAGAGCCAGAGGAUUAAAGCCAGAGGUUUGCUUUAGAAAGGGGACAGAAGACUCUGCAUACAGAGAAAGUGACCACACAGCACCCAGACCUCCAGUUCUGGAGCAGGGCUUCCCCUUCAGGCAGCCCCACAAGUCCUGUGGUUCCUACAAAAGGCCGAAAACAGUGGAAAGCCACUCGUCUCCACUGUCCAGUAGUCAUCACUUGAGACAAAGACUGGAACCUGUUAGUCACUGUCAGAAAAAACACGACCAUUUCUUCAAUAACUGGUGGUUUCCAAGGCCUCCUGUGCAAGGAAUGACCACUGGUCCCCACGCCACACAACACAAAGAUGAGGCUAGCUGCAUCUCAGAGUACCUCACCAGCAUCCAUCAAGAUAGAGAUCAAGACAGAGGCUGGAAGAGAAGAUCCAGGGAAAAGGAAGGAGUAGGACAUGGUGGCGAGGAGCAGGCAGAGUGGAAGAGGAAGAACCAUGAGGAUGGAGAUUCCUACAAAGAGAAUAGAAGGAAGGCCAAGGUGGAGCCAGGCAGCACAGAGAAGUCCAAACACAGAAAGAGCACCCACGAUUGGGACACCAGGAAGGAGAGGAGAAGGUCCAGUAGAGAGAAGAAGCAUCCUGGCAAACACAACGCCCAAGAGUGGGACUUGUGGGAUGAAGCUAUCCUUGGCGGUUGUUACUGA
Molecule: messenger RNA, 786 nt
Organism: Bubalus bubalis (water buffalo)
Lineage: Eukaryota; Metazoa; Chordata; Mammalia; Artiodactyla; Bovidae
Product: zinc finger matrin-type protein 1-like
Exons: 1
Coding region: 1-786 (261 amino acids)
Source: RefSeq, a predicted model, not a curated record